Molecule: messenger RNA, 822 nt
Organism: Pelobates cultripes (western spadefoot toad)
Lineage: Eukaryota; Metazoa; Chordata; Amphibia; Anura; Pelobatidae
Source: the annotation of a GenBank genome assembly
AUGGAUGAAAGUGAUGUUCUUAACUCCUUGGAAGUCGAGACUAUGCUUCCAGUUCAAAGAGUGGCACGAAAAAAACACUUGGCUGGAGAAUCUUCACAUGAUGAACUACCUGAAGAUGAAAUGCAAUGUUUUCGAGCUAGUGUGUUCAGACCAAUUCUGGACCAAAUCAUACAAAGCAUGACAGAGAGAUUUUCAGAAAAUAAGCAAUUGGUCAUGGAUUCCCACUACUUGGAUCCUUGCACAUUUCAAAAAAUUAGGACAGAUCCCAAAGUACUAGAUGGAGGGGCACUAGAGAGAAUUUCUAAGUUAGCUAAAGUAAAUGAAUGUUCUCUCAAAACUGAAUUAAUAAGUUUUGCCAACUUAUUUUUAAGUCUUACAGGAUGUCUUUCUGAAGAUGAGACACAGAAAGUGGAAAUAAUUCUUGAUGAUGAUGAGGAGGAGGAGAUUAAUGACUGGAUUCCACCUACUGACAAACUAGUUGAGGUACAAAAGGAAUCAAAGUGCGGUUCUUGCAAGCAGUGCUUUCUUUGCUGUCACAGGUUGUUGUUAAAAUACAACCUUUAUUCUGCAGCUUAUGAAAAUCUUUCGAUCACCUAUGAGUACCUGUUGACCCUUUCUUUUACACAAGUGUCAUGUGAGAGAGCAUUCAGCAAGCUAAAACUCAUCAAGACCCGACUGCGAGCCACAAUGGGACAAGAACUGCUUGAUGCUCUAAUGCUCAUGUCAAUGGCGAGAGAUCUUCUGGAACAUGUCCAGUUUCCAGAUGUAUUGGAAAUUAUUCGUCAAAGUUCUUCCUUGAUGAGGUUUUUGCUAACCGUUUGA